Molecule: messenger RNA, 6052 nt
Organism: Amphiprion ocellaris (clown anemonefish)
Lineage: Eukaryota; Metazoa; Chordata; Actinopteri; Pomacentridae
Gene: hoxb3a
Product: homeobox B3a
Exons: 4
Coding region: 1675-3123 (482 amino acids)
Biological process (GO): regulation of transcription by RNA polymerase II
Cellular component (GO): nucleus
Molecular function (GO): DNA-binding transcription factor activity, RNA polymerase II-specific; RNA polymerase II cis-regulatory region sequence-specific DNA binding
Source: RefSeq, a predicted model, not a curated record
GUGAACGCGCAGGGUCAAAUCACAGCGGACUCUCUGCUCUUCUUCCCCUCUUCUCAACCUCCUUCUCCCCUCUUCCUCUCCUCUGAUCGCGCUCAGUUUGACGCCAUGUAAUAACCAACAUCUGGCCUUGGCGCAGGCAGGACGGACAGGCAGGUCAAGCUGAAGCUCGCUAGCCCCCUGGCGCACCUCAACCACACUCCCCUAUUGGACAGGAACAAGAACCAGAACCCCCCUCUCCCCCUCCCCGACUCCCUAGGUUCUCCCGGCCUGUCGAGCUGUCAGUCUGCAGCCCGGUUCAGGAACAGUUCACGGUGUCAAUUCGUCCAUAGCGCAUCAGGAAAAGCCGAGAGGAGCCUAAAAGAGGCAGAGGUCCGAGGAGAGAGAGGAGACCGAAAAGGAGCGGGGCAGAGGCGGGCAACAAACGGGUUUUAGUGUUCCGCUGGUGGUCAGUGAAGCAGUUAAAAUGUACAAAAGAAGAGCUAUUUGAAAGAUUAUUGUAGAGUAUUAAAAUAUCUUGGAGCUCAAGUGGCUUCUGGAUUUUAAAAUCUAAAAUGUGUUGAUCCUGAAGGGUUUCAGGUCAGCAAGGGGACUCCAAAACAGUGCGUGUUCUGGUGAGUUAGGCCACUGAACAGAAAGAGAGUCAGAGAGGAAGCCAGGAAAGAGAAAAAGAAGACCCUGAAGGGCCCAGGAGGACUGUGGCUUUCGCUUUAGGUGAACAGAGAGAGAAGACAGAGAAGAGGACGAAAGAAAGCGGUGGAGGCAGAGGAGGGGAGCCCAGGGAAUACAGCGUCACGCUCAAUCCAGGAAAGCUGUGGUUGCCUCAUUCUGGACUCUCGGUCAGCGUGAGGCCCACCGUUAGCACCGGAGCCGGUUUAGAAGUGAGAGAGAAGGCUCGCAGGAGACAAAAGCGCGAUCCCUGGCCGCGGUGCUGGCCAGGCACGCACCAGUCCGCUAUACGGGGAAUUCUGCAGCACAGGCGGAGGGGGGGUGAGCGCGCGCACACGGUGUGGUUUUUAGGCUAAAGUAGCACCGCGAGCCCCAGACCGAGCAGUCCCCGUCAGCUCGUGCGCCGUAUGUAGGCUUUGAUCGGUGGAGAUUUAUAGCGGAGCCGCUCAAGAUUUAUGUCUUCUCCCAACCCGGGCAUGAAAGCACUUGGCGUCUUCUUUACGUUCUGUUACUGAGGCAGCUCUAAUGGCUGCACCGGCGCUGCAAUAACAGGCAACGGUACAGUUUAAACGCCGGGUUUAAUUGGGAUUUAGUGCCAUUUUGGACGCGAGUACACGUCAGGAGAAAGCCAAACUCUUGGAGAGACCGCGCGUAAUUACGCACUGGCAAUCAGUGCAAAAUACAUCCAAGAUUUUCCACAGUGGGAUUCAUCUUAACUGCAGCCGGUGUGUCCGUCCGUGUCCAAAGCAGACUGCAUCCAGGGGACAAAAAAGAGCACCAGGAGGAGAUCCAGCAGGAGAGACACGCCGAGAGAGAGCAGUUCUUAGGAGCUUUCUGGAAGCCGUUUGCGUCCAUUAAAACAUCAAGAAAAAAGAGGAAACCUUUCGGUCAGACUGCAGGGGAACGUUGGAGAGACACCGUCACGUGACCCCCGGUACCAAAUGGUCUUCCGGCCGUGGCUCUCAACAAGGACCGGAGCACAAGCAGACGCCGCCACUUCUCUCAGAAAUGCAGAAGACAACCUACUACGACAACUCCUCGACGCUUUUCGGUGGCUACUCGUCCUACCAGGUGCAGGGGGCGGCAGUGGCGGCCGCCAAUGGCUUUGGGGGCUACGAUGCCCCGGUCCCAGUGUCCCACCACCAGCCGGCCUUCCAGUCAGCCUCCCAUCUGGACGUGGAUUCGUACCAGCGCUCCGCCUGCUCCUUACAGUCGCUGGGCGGUAGCGGAGGCCACCAGCAGCAGCAGCUAGCCAAGACCAAGGAGCUGAACGGCAGCUGCAUGCGGCCCAGCCUGCCUCCUGAGCACCACCCCGGCUCCCAGGUGUCCCCUCCACUGCCCCCCAACCCCAGCAACGGUAAUACCGGGGCUCAGCAGCCGGGUGGCAGCGCUGGGGCCUCCUCAGUCUCCAAAUCAGGCCCCAAUAAGUCCUCCAAUUCCUCCUCCUCUACAUCAUCCUCCACAUCAUCCUCCUCCUCACUGCCACCCAACCCAGCCCUGGCCAAGCAGAUCUUCCCCUGGAUGAAGGAGUGUCGGCAGGCGACAAAGCAGAAAAACUGUUCACCCAGCAACAACUCUGGCAACGCAUCAGGAGGAGCUGAGAGUGGAAGCAGCGGGGAGAAGAGUCCUACCGGAGGCUCGUCGGCGUCUUCUAAACGGGCUCGUACAGCGUACACCAGCGCCCAGCUGGUCGAGCUGGAGAAGGAGUUCCACUUCAACCGGUACCUGUGCCGGCCGCGGCGCGUGGAGAUGGCCAACCUGCUCAAUCUGUCCGAACGCCAGAUCAAGAUCUGGUUCCAGAACCGACGCAUGAAGUACAAGAAGGACCAGAAGUCCAAGGGCCUGAGCUCCAGCUCUGGAGGGCCCUCACCGACGGGCUCCCCUCCUCUGCCCAUGCAGUCUUCCGCCAGCUUCCUCAACUCCAUGCACCCCAUGGGAGGGGGAGGCGGAGGAGGGGGCCCCGGCUACGAUGCCCCGUCUCCCCCAUCCUUUGGCAAGCCCCACCAAGGAGUGUCUUACUCCAUGUCCACUGCCUAUUCCAACGUCCCCAUGAAGGGCUGCCCCCCCCAGCAGAAGUAUGGCGCCCCAGACCCAGACUAUGGCGACCCCCAUCCCCACCACAGCCUAGUGCAGGCCAACAGCGCUGGCUAUGGGACUCCCACCAACAUGCAGGCCAGUCCAGUGUACGUGGGGGGCGGCAGCUAUGUGGAACCCAUGCCUGGCUCGGGGCCCUCCAUGUACGGGCUAAACCACCUCGGCCCCACGCCUCCCCACCACCAAACCAUGGACUACAAUGGCGCAGGGCCCAUGUCGGCCGCCAACCAGCACCACGUGGGUGGAGGGGGCCCCCAGGGUCCCUGUGACCCACCCACACACCCAACGUACACCGAGCUGUCGGCGCACCACACCUCGACUCAGGGCAGAAUCCAGGAAGCACCCAAGCUCACUCACCUGUAGCAGGUUUGGAACAAAUGACAACGUAGGAAAUAGUGAAGACGACACACAACAAGUAACAUGACCUGACUCACUAACAGACUAACUAACAUGCGGGGACUCUACUGCUGCAACGGGACGGCAGGACAGACAAAACCAGACCGACAGGGACCAUCCAGUGGUUUGUCCUGUGUUCUACAGCCACAGUAGACCAGAACAGUCAAUGCUCAGUGCUGCUCAGCCUCCACCCUGUUCUCACUGCCUUCAUAAAGAGCGGCAUCAGAUCUGAUUAGGACCAGUGCUUUCCCUGCUACCGUGGAAAAGCAGCUAAAUUAAUUGUAAGAAGACAGGUUGCAACUAGUAUCAAGUAGCACAGAUGGCCCAGAACCAGUCAUGUUGCCCAAUAAGCUGAUAAAAGGAAUAUCUCUGCAGUGUCAAAGUGCUGAAAUCAGUUAGACGUUGCCAAAACUUUUAAAGGUAUUUUUUUUAAACUCUAACGUCAGUCUUAAGGAAAGGAAACAAAUCUUUAAACCACUUACUGGUAUGUUGUCAGAUUUUUUAACUUGGCUCACACAUUCAAUACUUCCUAUGUUUUAGAGUCCAUUACCAGAUAUUUAGCUUUUAUUUUACAACUCUUGAGUCAUUCUACAGAUGUUUACAGCUUGUCCAUGAACCCGUUAGCAUCAGUUUACACUUUACUCUCAGUAUAUUUAUUGGUCCCGGGGCAGCGAGGCAUAUUGUCGGCGUGGGAGGUGAGGUGUACAGUCAACUGUCCCCCAGGAGACACCCUCCCAACCCAUCCCCAAAAAUGUCAGAAGGCUCGUCUGGUGCAGAGACGUACUGGCAGCACUAUUGUUUAGUCACUUUUCAUUAGACUAAUAAUGUACUGCACAGUUAAUCAGAAGACUGCUGGAUUCGGGCACAGCAGAUGUUAGAAGGACAGUUGUCUGCUUUUGAUUAAAAACAUUUGACAGAAACAACAAAGAGAAGUUUAAAAUGAAAGAAAAAUAGCUGCAGCAUUCAUACUUAGUAAUUAAAAAGGAUUUCUUCUGCUUUUCUGGGCUUUUUCAAGCAGCUCUGUGUGGGCAGAGCAAACUGCAGCAUUAGUUCAGAUAGCAUGUAGUAAAAAAGCCUAUAAUGACUCUGUUAGAGCUAGUAUGUGGUUUAAAAUUAUACUUUGAUAAUAAAAUGUCCCCCUUAAGACACACAUAUACAAACAGCCAUCCCGCCUGGUAAAUGAAAUAGUUGAGAUUUUAAUGGGCAGUUAACGAGGUGGUUAGAUUUAUGACGCUGAGCUCUCUCCCCCUCCAGGCAACACAUGUUGUUGUCAGCCGAGCUGAGCUAUGUGGAAGGCUCUGCCUCUCCAUCAGCCGGGGAGAGGGAGCGAGAACAGAAAUAUAUGGCUGGAGCCGGCAGCACUCAUCUUCCUCUGUUGCCCCCGUUUCACAGAGCACAUAAAAACCACUGGAUGGGCUUCCCCCGUUCGCCGUCUCUUUUUGCCUCCUGCUGCACCCAUCUCUGUCCGUCCAGACCCAGUCACUACUAACCCACCGUCUCCUGUCUGUAGCAGCAGCACAUGGCUUCUGAAGGAGGCAAAAUAUCCCACAAUCCCCCACAGACUGCGCCCCCCACACACAUCCAUCACCAUACAUACACCCCUCCCAUCACUCGAACAGGGUUUAAGAAGCCACGAGCUCACAGGCUAAACUAGCUCCCAUAGACACACAUCUGUGCUAAGCUGCUCUAGCUGGUCACACCUCCACACAGCACGCUAAGCUAGCUUCCUUUGGUUGACACACAUCCAGGCAGGGUACGCCAGCUGUUGACAUCUUUAAACAAACACAUGAAAGGACAUGGAAGAGAAAUUUUUAAUGUUCUUAUUUUAGCACAUCAUCGACACAGGGUAAAUAAUAAGAGUGGAGAACACUAUUUAUUUAUGUUUGGGUAAGUCUUUACCCUCCUCUCUCGCUCUCUCUCUCCUUCUCCUUCUCUUUCUCUCUCUAUCACUUUGGAAGGGUUCACAUGCAUUAGCGGACACCAAUGCGUAAAGUCCACAUUUUCUAUUGUUUUGUUUUGUUCUCACAUAUCUUGACUUUUAACGUGGAUACAGGGUAUAUAUUUGAACAAAAAUGCAUGUCCCAGAAAUCUGAGCCGAUGUGUACAAAGCACUUUUAAAACAACCGGGUUCAUCAGUUUGAACCGUCAGUGAAGGCACAGUAAAAACCCUUCCAGACUCUUUCACCCUCUGUCCAAUACUGAAAACAACCUCCCUAAACUCACUGAUGUUCAGGAAGGACAUUCAUUCACUGGGUUGUGUUUAAAAGUGCACAUUUUACACAAAGGCUUUUUCACAUCUGGGCAUCAUUGUUGCACUUAGAGUUUACAUUUUGAUGGUUAAAAGGUAAAAAAAUAAUAAUAAAAUCUUAUUUUGAAGACGGAAGGCCCUCCAAUCAAAGCGUCUUUCGCCAAUGUGUGUUCAAGUGAACAUUCAUAUAUAAAUAUUUAUUUGUUAUAGCCAGUUUAAAAAGACUUUCUGUUUUGUAUUAUUAUUAUUUAUCCUUCAUGUAUUUAUAUCGAGAAAAAAAUACUGUACUUUUUUAGUAUUUACCUGUUAUGAAAGAAAAAAAACAACAUUGUGUUUCUUCUUGUCCAUUGUACUGAAGUUACAUUUUUUAGUUCUUGUAUUUUAGAAGAAAAUAAGUAGUUUUUAUGUUCCUAUAAUGACCCUUGUACAUAAAUGUCUUGGCUUGUACAGGGAAUAAGGCAAGGAUGGGGAUUGGUGACCCAGCCGUGCAUAGUCGGAAAAUUUAGACAAACUAUUAGCUGGAAAAAAAGAACGAGUCUUUUUGGAGAAAAACUAUUUCUUUCUUUGUCCUUUGUAGCUCCUUUUUCUUUCAUUGUUGAGAGAGUUGUCUGUUGAACAAUUCUUUAAUAAAAUGUUAUGUUAUUCAGA